Messenger RNA from Owenia fusiformis, 1153 nucleotides. NCBI's taxonomy places the organism in Eukaryota, Metazoa, Annelida, Polychaeta, Sabellida, Oweniidae. The record is from the annotation of a GenBank genome assembly.
AUGGAUUCGGCAGAGUUAGAAGCUUUUACUAACAAAUUCUCUCAUAGAAUACGUGGAGAGCAUUUGUUUAAAGGCAAUCUGUUACAUGUCGACAUGCUGGAUAAUGAAGAUGAACAAGACUUUAACAAUAUGAAACUUAAGAAAGAGGACAUUAUUGUAUCUGCAUAUCCUAAGUCAGGUACAACUUGGACUGAAGAGAUAGUUUGGCUCAUAAACAACAAUGGGGACAUUGAGGCCGCAAAGAAAACACCUUUAUACAUGAGAUUCCCAUUCAUUGAAGUCAAACAAGCUUUCUCUGCAAUCAGGACCAUGCCGAGCCCUCGAUUUAUCAAAACACAUCUAGAUUACCCAGCAUUCUCAGCGAUGUAUGAUUCUAAUCAAACUGAUCGCCCAAAGGUUAUCUAUGUUGUCAGAAACCCAAAAGAUGUUGCUGUAUCAUUCUACAACUUUUACAAAAUGAACAAAAAUUUAGGCAGUUUUACUGGCCCAUUCAGUGAAUUCUUGAGCAUGUUUAUGGAAGGUUACGUCGUCCUUGGAGACUACUUCAAAAAUGUCUUAGGCUGGUAUGAGGCAUCCAUCAAGGAUGAUCAUAUAUUGUUGGUCAAGUAUGAAGACCUCAAAACAUCCCCCUUGGAGCAAAUCAAGCAAAUUGCAGGUUUCCUUGAGAAAGAUCUUGGUGAUGACGUCCUUACAGCAAUAUGCGACCAUGUGUCUUUUGCAAACAUGAAGGCCAACCCCAUGGUGAACUACGAGGGGUUCCCGAUUAUGGAUCAUAAUAUUUCACCAUUUAUGAGGAAGGGGGAGAUUGGGGACUGGAAGAACUACUUCACAACUGAAGAAGAUGCUGCAUUUAUGAAAUUGUACCAGGAGAAAAUGAAGGACACGAGUCUCACAUUUGCCUUUGAAUAGACAUCAAUAUUAACAUUAACAUUGAAAAACCUUUAUUUUCUUGUUGGGUUAGAUGCUAAAAUUGACACCAGCGAUAUCCAAAAGUGCUUGACUGAAUCAUUAUCAAUUUAUUUAAGAGUAAUACAUAAUCGAGAAUUCAUUAAAAAAAAGUAUAAUGGGUAAAUUUUGCACUAAAUAAUCAUCUUUAUUGUGCUUUAUACUCAACAAUUAUUUGGUGAUGGCUAAAGAUAUAUUUAAAAUUGAA